Messenger RNA from Brassicogethes aeneus, 648 nucleotides. The record is from the annotation of a GenBank genome assembly. NCBI's taxonomy places the organism in Eukaryota, Metazoa, Arthropoda, Insecta, Coleoptera, Nitidulidae.
AUGGCUGAAUUAUCGAAAUUCAACCAAUCGAUUAUCCAGAAACUGAUCCUGUACACAAAUUACGAGAAACUUACUUUAAAAAAAUUGACAUUGCUGUUCGCACAGAGAGAACAAUUGGCGGAAAACGUGCAAGCAGUCGAUUUUGAGCAGUUGGUGAUCGAAAACAAAAAUUUGAACCAAAAAUUUCAGGCGCACAUAAAAAACGUCAAAAUAUUGAAAACAUUGAACGGGUGGGCCAAUUUGGUGAGAAGCACGUACAAACAUUAUUUGAAAGACCAGGCUCGGGAGAUUGUACAUUUUAAAGAAGUAAUGCAAGAACAAAAAUUAAGGAAUCAAAAUUUAUUGAAAGAAAUCAGUCGGGUUAGAAGGGAACUCGAAGAGGCAGAAUCAGAUUACAAUACUGUUAAAACCUUAAAAGAAACCUAUCGAGUUCCCAGCACCAUGAAAUACAUCGAAUUAAAAGAUGAGCUGUAUAAUAAAAACAGUCGUAUUACCAUAAUACAAAGGCGUAAAAAAAUAUUAGAUAUAGCUAUUUUAGCGUGUUCAGCCCAAAUGAAACAUUUAGUGGGCACUAAGAAAGUGAACCCGAAAUGGUUCAAGGAUAUCAAAAAGAAGGAUUCUUAUAGUUUAAUCAAUUCUACAACAUAA